AUGGGAAGAUGUGUAUGGUUGUUGGUGUUCGCUGGGGUAGUUUUUGCAGAACCCUUACCGAAAAUUGAAACGUCGGCAUGGAAUGAACUGCUCCAGAUUGGUGGUGACAUUGAAGUGAAGAGUAAUGAUAUACAGUCUGGUAGAAGUAUGAGUUCGUUAGAGGAUCGCGUGGAAAAUUUCAUGAAGAACCACGAUGUUUCAUUCGAUCUUCCCAUCAUUGGAUCGAAAGUGACCAUGGAUGCCAAAAAUUUAGACAAUACUGAAGUCAACUUAAAGAUCAAGUUUGGAAGUGGAAGUGAAGUACAAGCCCGCAAGAAGUCUAAAUUGAAGAAAAUAUUUGUUCCAAUCCUCAUCUUCAUCCUGAUCAAAGCAAUGACUUUAAUUCCACUUGCACUUGGUAUUCUCGGAAUCAAGACCUGGAAUGCUAUUCAGUUGUCAUUCAUUUCCUUUGUGUCAGCUUUAGCUAUGGCGGUGUGGAAACUUUGUUCAAAGAUUAGUCAUCCACCUCCACAGAUUAUUCACAACGCCUGGGAUCCUCAUCUACAUCAUGAUAGGUCAGACUUGGGACAGCAGAUGGCAUACUCUGCGUAUGCUUCACAGUAGUGAUUUCAUUCAUGAUUUUCUUCACACUUUUGUAGUGACGGGUUGUGAUUUUUUCUAAUUUAUUAAAUUUUCUGUUUUCAUUA
Molecule: messenger RNA, 686 nt
Organism: Leptinotarsa decemlineata (Colorado potato beetle)
Lineage: Eukaryota; Metazoa; Arthropoda; Insecta; Coleoptera; Chrysomelidae
Cellular component (GO): membrane
Source: RefSeq, a predicted model, not a curated record